This is a messenger RNA of Parasteatoda tepidariorum (common house spider), 1931 nucleotides long. RefSeq lists its product as uncharacterized. The record is from RefSeq and is a predicted model, not a curated record. Lineage: Eukaryota; Metazoa; Arthropoda; Arachnida; Araneae; Theridiidae.
CGAAGUGACCAUUCUGACAUUAAGCGAGGCACUUUUACUUCUCAUCGUCAUUUACACUGAUUUCAGUAAAAGUAAAAUAUGCUUAUAUUUCCUCAAUUCUCUAAAAUGGAUGUAACGCAUCACUGAUCAACAAUUAUUUUCUUUAUUUCUUCUUUCAAGGUCCUCCGUAACAGAUGCCUCAAGUUGAACUGAUUCCUACUUUUUUUGUCUUUUUUCUUUUGACUGCAAUUGACAGCAUGUCGCUGACCAGCGGUGACUGAAUUUGUAACUACGAACACAAAAAAAACAAACAUAAAAACGUUAUGUCUAUGAAUGCAUUUUCCUCGGGUGUGUAAUGAAGCUUGACGGAUCGUUUGAUUCCAGCCUCAUUUUUAGUGACUGAGAAAGAUGGAUUAAAGAAUAUUUUUAACAUUUUGUGUGUUCGAACAGAAUGAGUCGAGACUCGCAUCGAACGCUGUCCUCCGGCAGCAGUAGACACCGGUCGACGGUGGAUCGUCAUUCAGCAAAGGGAAGGAACACCAAAUGCAUCAUCACUAUCGGAAUUCUAUUGCCACUUUGUGCAGCAGUUAUUGGUAUCGCAGCAUGGUCCUUAACAACUGACUCAACUCGUGAUGAUCCACAAUCCAUGCCAAUAUACCAGCAGGACAGUUAUUUGAGAAAUGGAAAGCAUCCCGAUUGGUUUGGCAAGCGUAAAGAUGAAUUGGGAUUCGGUGCGAAGUUGCCCAUCGGAGCUUCGAUGAACAAACAUGAACUUGGGCCGGAUAUCGUGCCGGAUGACAGAGAGUUGAUUACAGCUCCCAGUCCCGGAUCCGUGGAAGUGUUGCCAGCUCCACCUGAAGCAACAUCAACGGACAAAGAUCCACUGUACGUCGUGCAUUAUGUGCCAGAGGACAAACCGAAGGAAGAGUUUCUCGAUCCCAGGAAGCCGCACCCUGACUCCGUGAAUGUUCUGCAGAAAAUUUUGUCUGACAGCAAAGGAAAAAGCGGUAACGGGUCUCCUCAGUUUAUAGUAAUUGCUCCUAUGCCUCCGAAAGAGGAUGACGUCGAUGAUUAUGAUGAUGAUGAUGAGGAGGAGCAAGAGGCAGUUCCCAGAAAGAAGAAAAAGAAAGGGAGAAAAUCGAGAAGAAAAGAUCACAAAUCGGAUCUGUUACUUGACCAACAUACGGAGUCAUCUCAGUUCAGGCAUCAUGUUGAGCCCGCACACCGUAAAUAUGAAUCAACAGAGUCUCAAGAACAGCACGAGCCUCCACGUCACCAUCAUGAACCCCCUCAUCACCACCAAACUACAGAUCAUUAUCAACAAGAUCCAUCUCAUAAACACCAACAACCAGCCUCUCAUCAUCAUCAAGCACCCCCGCACCACUACCGCCAACCCCCACACCGAACAAACUACGCGCACGAAUCACAGCGAAACGACAACUAUUAUCACCAUCACCAUCACCAGCCCACCCCGGCACCUGCUCCUUCUGUCAGCAUCACCAUCAUGCCUUCGUUUGGGCUACUGAGGUCAAUUCUCAGGCCGAAAUUCGAUUUGAAGAAGAAAUUAUUCUUUGGAAUCCAACUGGAGAACGGUAUAGGAUUUGGUGGACAUACUGACGCUCCUCCAACAACUGCUGCUCCACCCACAACAAAGCCUCCACCUCAUCACGGAGGUGGUGGCGUCCACAUUGGAGGUGGAGGUGGUCACCACUCUACGGGAAUGUCGUUUUAUGAAGAAUAGAAAAUCGUGAAACAUCAUGUUUUGCGUCCAUGAUCUCAUUGACUAGUCUAGUUGCCGCUUCUACUUACUUUACGAACAUGUCUGCUUAUAGGGUUGCUAUUUUUUUAAAAGGGUGUUUGUCGUUUUGGGACAUGAUGGGUGAAUGACAAAAUAUUUUGUUUGUUUUUUAAUGUAAAUAGCAUUUCUAUAAUUAAAUUAUUUUUGAUUUUUA